AUGAAAUUGCAAAGACGUGACACUUUGGCAGGUCCCUGGAAGACGUUACAGAGAAUGCGCAAAGGUUUGUCGAUGCUGUGGUAUGGAAUUGUUACUAUUGAAGAAUCUAUAAUAAUUGUUCAAGACAAGGAGGAAGCAAUAACGGCGAGGUUUGAGGGUUACGCGAUCCCAAGAGCUUCAAGCCUUUUUUCGCGACGCUAA
Messenger RNA from Sclerotinia sclerotiorum 1980 UF-70, 201 nucleotides. RefSeq lists its product with no specific name. The record is from RefSeq and is a predicted model, not a curated record. The transcript has a single exon. Bases 1 to 201 code for a protein of 66 amino acids. NCBI's taxonomy places the organism in Eukaryota, Fungi, Ascomycota, Leotiomycetes, Helotiales, Sclerotiniaceae.